This is a messenger RNA of Cucurbita maxima (winter squash), 6836 nucleotides long. Its product is annotated as histone-lysine N-methyltransferase ASHH2-like. The transcript has 19 exons. Gene Ontology annotation, biological process: regulation of DNA-templated transcription. Gene Ontology annotation, cellular component: nucleus; chromatin. Gene Ontology annotation, molecular function: protein binding; histone H3K36 methyltransferase activity; zinc ion binding. The coding region runs from base 544 to 6543 and encodes 1999 amino acids. Lineage: Eukaryota; Viridiplantae; Streptophyta; Magnoliopsida; Cucurbitales; Cucurbitaceae. The record is from RefSeq and is a predicted model, not a curated record.
AGAGCGUGUAGGGCUAAACGGUCUCUACCGACUCCCAAUCAACACCAAAUUCCUUCUCGCGGUCGGGAACUCUGGUUGGAACAACGUUUAUAAGGCGUAAACAUCCCGCGUCGAUUUUCUUUUCUUGCUAUUUGAUCUUUUUCUUUCUUUGGUUGCCAACGGAAUUCGUAAGAGCAGCAAUUUUGACGCCAUUGGAAAACUGCGCAACUUCAUCCGUUUACUCAAUUUCGUCUUCACCCCAGAACUCGGUGUUUUCCGGCGUUGAUGUUCCUGCAUUGCAUUGCAAAUUCUGAAAUUAGGGUUUUGAUGCUGCAGAUAGUUCGGGUAGUGCCAUUUUAGGUGUGUUAUCUGGCUGUUGGAAUUUCUUUCGAAUGCGAUGAGAGUUGUUCUUGUUUUCUCCGAUUGAUGAAGAUGUUGUGAGCUAGUGGAACUGGUAUUUGAUUGGAGGCUAUUGGUACACACAUUUUACUUGUUUUCUAUUUUGUUGCUCCAUGCAAUUUUUGAGUUAUGGGUAUCAAUUGGUUUUCGUUAUUGGCAAGAUAGAUGGGUUCAUGUGAUGACCCGGCUGUGAUCGGGGAACCGUUUUGCGGCUCUGGUACUCGUCUGGUCAGCUGUUCGAGUCAACCUCUUCCCAAGCAGCAGUCACGCCAGGAGAUGGCUUCCUUCCCAUCUAGUUCUAGUGAGGGGCAGAUGUUUGAACCAGUUAGGGAACUGGGGGUGAGUAUGAAUAAUGUCUGCACGAAUGUAUCGGGGCUAGCGGCUGAAGGGGAGGAUUGGAUAUUUAGAGGCCCCGAACAUGUAGAUACUCUACUAUUGGAGGGAAGGUUGGGAAGUGAUUCCGGUUCGGGCGAUAAUGAUCCCUAUCUAAACGAGGAGAUUGAGGCUUGCAUCUUGGGGAAUAGAACAUUGAGCUUGGGAAUGGAAGAGUCUCCAGACGUUGGUGGUUUGGUUGAUAUUUUGGGCUGUAAAACUACCAUGGCAAUGAUGUCUUUAACUGGGUCAUUAGUAAAUUCUGUUAAACCCGAUGAAGUGGAUAAUAACACUUGUGCAAUUGAUGGCAGUGCAGAAGUUGAAAGAGAUGAUACAGUAGAAAAUGGUCCUAUUUUAGCAGGGACGUGUACUUGUACAGAUGACUUAAAAUCUCCUCAAUUCUGUGAAAUUGUUUCUAAUUCAGCUUCUGCUGAUGAAUUGACAAGUGACUACAUACAACAGAACGAGCUGGAAAAUGAUGGCACUGGUUGUUUGUUUUCAGAGGUCACCGAUGGGAUAACUGAUGCUUCAGUUGUUAUAGAAACAGACGUGUUGAAUGAGAUGUCCCCUUUACAGAGUGCUCGAGUACUAUCAGUACGUUUGGGAGAAUCAGUUGCCAAUUAUGAUCAGUAUAUUUGCAAUAUGGACGGGGAGGGCUUCAGUGGUGGUAUCUCUGGAGAAACAGUUAUUAAAGUUGCUGAUAGGAACAGCAAUCCUGAAUUGUGCUUGCAGAUGUUGCCUUCACAAGGCUGCGAGAAGACAAGGGAAUGGUUUCAAUCUGAUGGAUCACCACUAACCAGUCACGCUCUAGAAAAUGAUCUGUGUGAUGAAAAGCAUGACAGUAAUUCCUUAUCCAAGUACGUUUCAGAGGUUGCAGAAGACGUUAUUGAUGUCUUGACUAGUCAUAAUGGUGAUGCUGGACAACAUAUGGAUCCCAAGAUAGAAAAUGACCAUAAUCUGGAGGAAGCUACUCUUCAAGUGAACCCAUCUUCUAAGAGGAGUGGCCGGACGAAAACAUCAAGCCAAAAAACUGUGACUAAAAGGGCAUCCAGGAAAAGCAAAAAAAAAGUCUCAGAGGCACUGAUACUUGACAUUGCAAGGAGGAGGAGAAGCUCUAUAUCCAGGCCUGCUCGUCCUUCACCCUGGGGAUCACUGGGUUAUAUUAUUCGGUCAUUUGAAAGAAUUGGCGAUGUUCUAGUAAAUCAACGCCAGAAGCAAGGAAAUAAGAAAUCUGAAGGUAAUCAAGGAGGCACCAAGCGGAAUAAGAAACAGCCAAGUGAAAGUACACAUAGAUCAAGAAAAGGGAUCCAAAGAAAAUGUGCUACUUCAACUUCAACCAAUCGUAUUCGUUUGAAGGUUAAAUUAGGGAAGAACGCAGGUCAUAAUUUUCUGAACAUUGUGGUUCCCGAGAUUGUUGAUUCAUCAUUGUCUGCCAAGGGUAACAAUUGCAAUUAUGGGGACGAAUCGUAUUGGGAAGGUAAUUUGGAAUUUCCACCAUCAACCCUUGGCGUUGAUGAUCAAAAGCCUGAUGAGGGGUCUUUAAGAAAGAUCUCCUGCUACAACAGGAAUCAGGAGAAAGAAGAGAAAUGUCCAGAUGCUUCUGUUGUCAAGGAACAGUGUGCUAAUAAUGACUCAAGUUGCACCAUUAUUGUGGACAAGCCAUCUGCAAAACAUGCAAAUGAUAAUCUCUAUGUUUCCUCCCAUUUGGUUGAGCCUGUAGAAAGGGCAAGUGAUGCUAGGAGUUUGGAUCCUGGAACUUCACCUGAUUCAGAAGUGAUAAAUUCAAUCUUAGAUAUUCAAGUUGGAGCAAUACGUCAGGAAAAUUUUCAGGACUCAGUUUUGGCAUCCUCAGACAAUUUUGCCGCUUCUGGACAUGUUACCAGUAGUAAGAAUGGAAGGAAAGAGAAGCCCAGUGAGGUCGUUACUCAUUCUCAGGAAGGUGGCACAGGUGCUUCUGCUUGCAGGAACAUGUCCAAAGCAUCAAAGAGACAUGGAAAAAGACUGAAUGUGGACAAUCAGCUUGGUUCUGGGACUGAACUUCCAGAAGAGGCUUUGAAAGUGGAAGGUGCUCUCGAAGUUAAAGAAUGUUGCAGAACAGAUGUUGGCAGUGUCUUUCCUGAAUCAGAGACUUUGAAAACAUUUCUUCCUUCUCAAUCUGCAAGGAAAAAACAUACCAAAAAUUCAAGACCUAUUAAAACAAGUAAAGGCAGGUCCAAAACUACUUGCUCAAAAAGCAAAGUACAGAAUGCUUCUAAAGAGAGGGUUUACCAACGGAAGUCUGUUAAUAAGAGUAAAAUCAAGAAGGGUGUAUGCCAACAAGUUUUGACUGAAACGGAAAGUCACCAAGUAGUGGGACAUUACCUUGUAGACAAGCCAGAGAAAAGCGAUGACAUCACUACAUCCACUGCGGCAGUAAAUUUGAAUGUGGUUCAGGGCGCUGUGAAUGAGCAGUAUACACCUCCUCGGAAUGCUUGGGUGCUCUGUGAUGAUUGUCAUAAAUGGCGACGCAUACCAGCUUCUCUUGUUGAUAGUUUAGGACAUGCAAGUUGCACAUGGACUUGUAAGGACAAUGUGGAUAAAGCUUUUGCUGAUUGCUCAAUCCCACAAGAGAAGUCAAAUGCAGAGAUUAAUGCUGAGUUGGAAAUAUCUGAUGAAUCUGGGGAAGAAAAUGCUUCCAAUAAACGGCUAACUUAUAGGGAAUUAGAGAGUUUUCAUCCAACAACAGUGACGGCAGUUCCUCAGGAGAACAAAUUUUCUUCAAUUAGUAGCAAUCAGUUUUUGCACCGCAGUCGUAAAACUCAAACUAUUGAUGAGAUAAUGGUUUGUCAUUGCAAACCAUCUUUGGAUGGCCGGUUAGGAUGUGGAGAUGAAUGCUUGAAUCGAAUGCUCAGUAUUGAAUGUGUCCGAGGUACAUGUCCUUGUGGAAACCUUUGUUCUAAUCAACAGUUCCAGAAACGCAAAUAUGCCAAAUUACGGUGGUUGCGAUGUGGAAAGAAAGGUUAUGGGCUGCAGUGUCUUGAAGAUAUAUCAAAAGGACAAUUUCUCAUCGAGUAUGUUGGAGAGGUUCUUGACAUGCAUGCUUAUGAGGCACGUCAAAAGGAGUAUGCAUUGAAUGGUCAUCGACAUUUUUACUUCAUGACACUCAAUGGCAGUGAGAUCAUAGAUGCAUGUGGCAAGGGAAAUUUGGGGCGUUUCAUUAACCACAGCUGUGAUCCAAAUUGCCGCACAGAAAAGUGGAUGGUGAAUGGAGAAAUCUGCAUUGGGCUAUUUGCGCUAAGUGAUAUUAAGAAGGGUGAAGAGGUGACAUUUGACUACAAUUAUGUAAGGGUAUUUGGGGCUGCUGCCAAAAAAUGUUAUUGUGGUUCUUCCCAUUGUCGAGGUUAUAUAGGUGGUGACCCCCUCAAUUCUGAGGUCAUUAUUCAAAGUGAUUCAGAUGAAGAAUUUCCAGAACCAGUGAUGGUUCGUGCAGAUGGUAGAAGUUGGAAUAAUAGCUUGCAAACUGCAGUUAGUUCGUUGGAUGGUGCUAAAAUGCAACCCCCAGAGCGUAUAAGAGGGGUUAAGGAUAAGAGAGAACAGCCUAUCAGUCUAGCUAUCGAAUCGAAGAUUUCAGAAGAAAAAGAGGAUCCUCUUAAGGUUUCUGCUUUGAGAAGUUCAGAAGAAAAAGAGGAUCCUCUUAACCUUUCUGCCUCUACCAUUUCACCAUUGCACAGUUCAUUGGAAUUUGAAGACUCAAAGGUAGCAACACCGAUUCCACUGCCAGAAAUAACCCAGCAAACUGAAGAUGUGACGAGCAAACCUGUGUUUGUUGAUCAGACAGAGAUAUCUCUUAUGGGCAGUAUUUCCAACAAAAACACGUGCUCUAAUGAGCAGGAAGCAAAGUUAUCAUUUGACGACUUUGAUGCUCGUAAGAAAUCCAAGUUGGAUGCUGUUGAAGAUAAGAAAGUGUAUAUAAAGUUGCAUCCUCAAAUGAAAACUUCACGUAAACCAGGUUCCAUCAAGAAAGGAAAAGUUUGCUCGGUAGAAAAAGUUCAAAUAACUAACAAGCCCCAGAUUUCGUCUGUAAAGCCCAAGCGAUUGAUUGAAGGUUCUUCAGGUAACCGCUUUGAGGCAGUUGAGGAGAAGCUUAAUGAACUCCUGGAUGCUGAAGGGGGAAUUAGCAAAAGAAAAGACGCCCCUAAAGGGUACUUAAAGCUUCUUCUCCUGACUGCUGCAUCAGAUGCAAGUGCCAGUGGUGAAGCAAUUCAAAGCAAUCGAGAUCUUUCAAUGAUCCUUGAUGCUCUUUUGAAGACAAAAUCACGAGUAGUAUUGACUGACAUAAUAAACAAAAAUGGUUUGCGGAUGUUGCAUAAUAUAAUGAAGCAGUACAGAAGUGACUUCAAAAAGAUACCUAUUCUCCGGAAACUUUUGAAGGUCUUAGAAUACUUGGUGAUGAGAGAGAUACUCACAUCAGAGCUUAUUAAUGGAGGUCCUCCUUGCCCUGGAAUGGAAAGUUUGAGGGUGUCUUUACUGUCACUCACAGAGCAUGACGACAAACAGGUACAUCAAAUUGCCCGAAGUUUUCGAGACAGAUGGUUCCCCAGACAUAAUAGAAAAUUUGGUUACUCUGAGAGGGAGGACGGGAGAUUGGAAGCUUACAGGGGUUCAAACUGCAGUAGGUUUACAGCAUCUCACAGUUACCGGCUUGAUCAGGAUUCUAGACCCACAGAUGCCAUUGACUGUGUUAAGCAGUCGUCAAUUCCAGCAUCUCUUCCAGAUGCUCAUCCUGCAGAGGUCUGUUCUGUGGCUUCUACAGCUGGUCACUUAUUGGAUGGACAAAAAGUUCGUAAGCGUAGGAGUCGAUGGGAUCUGCCUGCAGACACAGAUCUGAGAUUCAAGGAGCAGAAGCUUGAAUCAACAUUGGUGCAGCAAUUUGAUUCCAGCCAAAUAGAUAGUGUUGGAGUGGCACCAAUGUUGAUAGACAAGGUAAACAGUGAAGAUAAGGACUCCUCCCUCUCUGAUUCUGUGGAAGUAUGUUGUCGCCAAGACGAAAAUAUUAGGGCAGAUAGUGCAGUGCAAAACAUCCCUGAAGAUAUUCCUCCUGGAUUUUCAUCUCCCUUCAAUCUCCCUGUGGCUUCCUCAAGUCCUUUUUCAACAGUUUUAGAUCCUCCUCGACAGAGUAUUGGCAAUUUGAGUUGUGCUUUUUCCACGGUUGGGCAUCCACAGGAAAGAUAUAUUUCUCGCUUGCCUGUGUCCUAUGGAAUUCCGUUUUCUAUUGUUCAGCAAUGUGGAACAUCCUGUGCAGAGAAUCUGGAGUGUUGGGAUGUUGCUCCUGGUGUGCCCUUUCAUCCUUUUCCGCCCUUGCCGCCAUAUCCCCGGGGUACGAGAGGCCCACUAAUGUCUGCCUGUGGUAUUGCCGAUAGACAAUGUUCUCAAGAAGGGCAGGUGAACAGCCACGAUUCUCGAACUUCUUUCUUAGAAGGCACUCCUUGUACAAGUACUACAUACCAGCAGGAUUUGUGCAUUCUAUCAAACAACCAACAGAUACUAAAACAGGCUAAGGAUCUGGAGUGUGAUUUAGGAAGAAGGUACUUUAGGCAGCAAAAGUGGCGUAAUACACAGUUUGGCCCCCAUUGGUCACAGAGAAGGAAUCAAUGGGGAUACCAGGGAAACUUCAGGGGUGGAGCAAGCAUUACGGGUGAUGAAAAUAUACCAAACGAAGGGAUAAAUCCAUAUUGCUCGGAUGAACCAAGCGUUAGAGUGGAUAAAGCUAAUGACGAUUCUCAUCAGCAUGUGCAAAACCAAAAUCAGCGUUAAGUCUUAGGAAACUCGUGAUCUACUGAAAUUUCAAUAGAACCCAAUGUACUCUCAGUUCUUUUUCUUACUUAAGUUGGAAACCUCAGUAUGGUAGUGCUGUUGCUCCAGAAUUAGUAGUGCUAUGCAUGAGGUUGAUCUUUGCUGCCAUCAGCAUAUUAGGUUUUGGAUCUUUAUCCAUCAAUCAGCACCUCAAAGAGGUAGCAUUCUUAUUUGUAUAUCAUUUUCUCACAAAAAUUAAAUUGAGACGCAAUGUUUAAUGAUCUUGGGAAAAUAAAAUUUUCAUUGAUUCUUGA